AUGGCAGGAGAUUCUCGAGUCCUCAUGGACCACGAAAUGGAGAUAGGAGUCACACCUGGACAGGUGAAGAAGCUUCCCAAACAUUUGCGGGAGGCUCAGAUCUCGACGGAACGGACCCACCUGAUUUCCGACCCGGUGAAGAAGCCCCGUCAGCGUUACGUGCAAAAGGACGGCAAGUGCAAUGUUCACCAUGGUAAUGUGCAAGAAACCUACCGUUACCUCAGUGACUUGUUCACUACGCUGGUGGACCUGCGCUGGCGUCUUAGCCUCUUCAUCUUCACCUUGGUUUACGUGGUCAACUGGCUGUUCUUUGGCCUACUGUGGUGGCUGAUUGCACUCAUCCGUGGAGAUUUGGUACACGCUGACGAGGAGGGCUGGACCCCCUGCGUGGAAAACCUCAAUAGUUUCGUCUCAGCCUUCCUCUUCUCCAUUGAGACGGAGACCACCAUCGGCUAUGGUUAUCGUGUCAUUACAGAAAAAUGCCCAGAGGGCAUCAUCCUGCUGCUGGUACAGGCCAUCCUAGGCUCGAUUGUCAAUGCUAUGAUGGUGGGCUGCAUGUUUGUCAAGAUAUCUCAGCCAAAGAACCGUGCCGAAACCCUCAUGUUCUCACACAAGGCUGUCAUCUCCGUGCGGGACAACAAGAUGUGCCUCAUGUUCCGUGUGGGGGACCUUAGGAACUCUCACAUUGUAGAGGCGUCAAUCCGCGCCAAGCUGAUCCGCUCACAGCAGACUAAGGAAGGGGAGUUCAUCCCACUCAACCAGACCGACAUCAAUAUUGGCUUCGAUACAGGAGACGAUCGCCUGUUCCUUGUGUCUCCUCUCAUCAUCUCCCACGAGAUCAACGAGAAGAGCCCCUUCUGGGAGAUGUCGCAGGCCCAAAUGGAGAAGGAGGAGUUCGAGAUCGUGGUCAUCCUGGAAGGCAUGGUGGAGGCUACAGGAAUGACAUGCCAGGCACGGAGUUCCUACCUUGACACGGAGGUGUUGUGGGGCUAUCGCUUCACACCCGUCCUCUCCCUGGAGAAGGGCUUCUACGAGGUGGACUACAACAACUUCCAUGACAUCUACGAGACCAACACGCCCUCCUGCAGCGCCAAAGAGCUGGCUGCCAAGCUCCGGGAAGGCCCACUGCUGCCCCAGCUCUCCCUCCUCUCCCCCGAGCCCAAAACCCAUACUAUGGACCCCCUGGACUGCCUAUCCACUCGGGACCCUCUGACCAGUGAAAAGGACAAGGAGGAGGGGGAGACAGAGGGUGACAGAGGCGAGACCAAUGGCUCAGCUGCUGCUUUGGAAGAGCAACCCCUGACAGAUGGAUUGACUGACUGA
Molecule: messenger RNA, 1323 nt
Organism: Lampris incognitus (smalleye Pacific opah)
Lineage: Eukaryota; Metazoa; Chordata; Actinopteri; Lampriformes; Lampridae
Gene: kcnj5
Product: potassium inwardly rectifying channel subfamily J member 5
Exons: 3
Coding region: 1-1323 (440 amino acids)
Biological process (GO): regulation of monoatomic ion transmembrane transport; potassium ion import across plasma membrane
Cellular component (GO): plasma membrane
Molecular function (GO): G-protein activated inward rectifier potassium channel activity
Source: RefSeq, a predicted model, not a curated record